Pieris macdunnoughi is the source of this 891-nucleotide messenger RNA. The record is from the annotation of a GenBank genome assembly. NCBI's taxonomy places the organism in Eukaryota, Metazoa, Arthropoda, Insecta, Lepidoptera, Pieridae.
AUGUGUCUUUUACAGAUGUUUUGGGCAGUUUGUUGUGUCAUGUUGGCCGUGGGCAGUGUAUGCACAAGUGCGGCGCCUAGGAGCGAAAUUUCACACCCUAUCGACUGGACCCAACUGGAAUCAGCACCCGAUGAUGAAAGCGUUGAUUAUGCUGUAUCACCUGGACGCUAUCCAUCCGCCCCCUGGCUCUACCUUCUAGCAGAGGCACCACGUGAUUCACAGUGUGUGAAGGUGAAUAAUGGAAUGUCGCGGUCUCGGCGCACGGUGUACAUUUCUGUGAACCCCGCUGUGGAAUUGCUCCAACGUGGGGCAUACAACAACUACAUGGAACGGCAGGUGCAUGCUAAUCGGGACUUUUUGAACUGCAUCGGGAAAAGGGCUAACAGACUUAGUUAUUAUACACGAGUCAGAAAGUUGGUUCUAAUGAGUGUGAAUGGAAAGGGCGAUGGCAGAGUGAAACGACGGAUGCCAUCCCUCUCCAUCGACCUGCCAAUGUCUGUUCUGCGGCAAAAGCUGAGCCUCGAGAAGGAAAGAAAAUUCCAGGCUAUUCGGGCGGCAGCCAACAGGGACUACCUUAACGACAUCGGAAAACGAGGAAAAGGGAGAUUUGACAAUGCCCUACUGGCUAGCUUCUCUUCUCUGCCACAUCGCGUGCCUGAUAGGCCACUAUGGGGUUCCUAUGUAUUCAAAAUAUUAUUGCAGAGGCUGAUUCGAGACUUUAACGUUCGACCGAAACGCAAAAUGCCCUCGCUGUCCAUCAACAACCCCAUGGAGGUGUUGCGUCAGAGACUGCUGCUAGAAGUUGCCAGGAAGCAGAUGCGCGAAGCAAACCAGAGACAAGCGGUGGCAAACAGAGUGUUCUUGCAGAAUGUUGGAAAACGAGGUUUGUAA